Messenger RNA from Panthera uncia (snow leopard), 1870 nucleotides. RefSeq names its product PNMA family member 1 (gene PNMA1). The record is from RefSeq and is a predicted model, not a curated record. Bases 9 to 1070 code for a protein of 353 amino acids. The transcript has a single exon. Lineage: Eukaryota; Metazoa; Chordata; Mammalia; Carnivora; Felidae.
UGGGGAAAAUGGCGAUGACACUGUUGGAAGACUGGUGCAGGGGGAUGGAUGUGAACUCCCAGAGAGCGCUGCUGGUCUGGGGGAUCCCAGUGAACUGUGAUGAGGCUGAAAUCGAAGAGACCCUCCAGGCUGCGAUGCCCCAGGUGCCCUAUCGAGUACUUGGGAGAAUGUUUUGGAGGGAAGAGAAUGCAAAAGCAGCCUUGUUAGAGCUCACUGGCGCUGUCGAUUACGCCGCGAUCCCCAGGGAGAUGCCGGGUAAAGGAGGGGUCUGGAAAGUGGUCUUUAAACCCCCGACUUCCGAUGCUGAAUUUUUAGAAAGGCUGCACCUCUUCCUGGCGAGAGAGGGGUGGACCGUGCAAGAUGUUGCCCGCGUCCUUGGGUUUCAGAACCCUGCUCCGGCCCCAGGCCCAGAUAUGCCGGCAGAGAUGCUAAACUAUAUUUUGGAUAAUGUUAUUCAGCCUCUUGUUGAGUCCAUAUGGUACAAGAAGCUGACGCUGUUCUCUGGGAGGGACAUCCCGGGGCCGGGGGAGGAGACCUUUGAUCCCUGGCUGGAACACACUAAUGAGGUCAUAGAGGAGUGGCAGGUGUCUGAUGUAGAAAAGAGGCGGCGGUUGAUGGAGAGUCUUAGAGGCCCUGCCGCUGAUGUCAUCCGCAUCCUCAAGACUAACAACCCUGCAAUAACCACUGCUGAAUGCCUGAAGGCGCUUGAGCAGGUGUUUGGGAGCGUCGAGAGCUCUAGGGAUGCGCAGGUCAGAUUUCUGAACACCUACCAGAACCCGGGAGAAAAGUUAUCCGCCUAUGUCAUUCGACUGGAGCCUCUUCUGCAGAAGGUGGUGGAGAAGGGGGCUAUAGAUAAAGAUAACGUGAACCAGGCCCGCCUGGAGCAGGUUAUUGCCGGGGCCAACCACAGCGGGGCCAUCCGAAGGCAGCUGUGGCUGACGGGGGCUGCGGAAGGGCCUGCCCCUAACCUCUUCCAGUUGCUGGUGCAGAUCCGAGAGGAGGAGGCCAAGGAGGAGGAGGAGGAGGCUGAGGCCGCCCUCCUGCAGUUAGGCCUGGAGGGGCACUUCUGAGGCCCAGGAAACGCUGUACUGCAGAUCUAGAUCACAGCUGCUUUCCUUGUCUCCGUGCUAUCUUACAGGUGUCUCUUAGUAGUAAAGACUUAGCCAUGUGCUGGGGGGGGAGGGGGUUUGAGAGCAGGGAGGCAGCAGGCCUGGGUAUUCAUGUAACAUUAGUACAAUCGUGCAAAUGAGCACCCUGAGCUACUUACUAUGAGUCGUACCUAGCUGCAAUGCCAGGUAAAGACUUGUGCACCAGUGCUCAGUGCAAGCUGUCGUUGUGGCAAUCAUCAGUUGUAAAACAUGUGAAUUUGUGACACUUCCCAUUGAGGUAAUUAAGUGUGAAAUUGCAUGUUCUGAUGUUUAGCGCAGGACCUGGCAAACACAAAAAGCGUUCAGUAAAAAUAUGAGCCGUUAUUACUAAUAUCGUGAAUGGUUGUGUUUACAGUAAAUUGUUCCUAAUUUAUAUUAAUGGAAAGAAAUGUGACUUAAUUAGAUACUACUAGUUAUUCAACCAUACAAAGCAAAUUUCUUAUUUUUCAUCUUGAAACGUCUGGAUCAGUUUAAUUGACAAGUGUUCUGAGACUAUGGAAUGGGGUGUUAGGAAACAGUUCUAGAACUGCGUGAAUCAAUUUUUCUCUGUACAAGAUACAGAUAUAAACUGCAUGGGAAGGUUAUAAAGAACCAGUUACAGUGUCUAGUUCCCCACUUCAAGUCUGUCAUUGAAUGGUAGUUCUUGUUCAUGCUGAUUCUAAGUGUUCUAAAUUUCAAGUUAUCAAAAUACAUGUAUAUGAAUAAAAAUAUUUUAAAAAUUC